GAAGAAGAAGAAGGAGGAGGCCAUCGACGUCUAGGUUGUUUGCGCAGAAGUCGUUGUCGAACGAUCCGGUUUCCGGUCCAGAGUCCCACUGAAACCGGACAAAAUAGCAGCAUUAUGGGUGUGACGGUUGAAGUGGAGUAUUGUGGUGCGUGAGGUUACGCGCCCCGCUUUCAGGAGCUCAAACGCGGUGUCAUCGCUGAGUUUCCCGAUGCGGUGGUGUCUGGCAGCGUUGGAAGACGAAGCAGCUUCGAGGUUAAAAUCAACAAGCAGCUUGUGUUCUCCAAGCUUGAAAUGGGUGGAUUCCCAUACGAGGAAGACAUCGAGGAUGCAGUCAGGAAAGCCUAUGAUGGCAAACCUGUGGAGAAGAUAACCAGAAGCCAGGCACCUUGCGUCAUUUUAUAAGUCACGUGUUGUCCUGCCUCCCGCCUGCCUACAACAUCACCUCCCCUCCCAGGUUUACUGGGAGACUUAAGCCUGUAAAACAAGAUUGCUCUGUGCGAAGCUGCUUUAAAUCAUCUCCAAGCGCUGCUAUGUCAUCUGGCUCCUCUUUCUGUUCCCAUAGUGAUGCUCCAGGCUGUUAAUGAUUGCUGUAGCCUAAAAAAGGUAACGGUUAUGGUAUGAUGAAGCUCUUCCUGGAAUUGCAGACUCUUAUGAGAACAGAAUGGGAGAAGAUGCCGCACAAGGGGUCAGAGGGAGCUCGCUUCAAAAAAAAAGGAAAAAAAAAAAACCAUUAAUUGUAAAACAUUACUUGCCGCACUGUUUUUUUGUUUUGUAUUAUCUAGUUAGCUUUUCUCUGCACAACUGCCUCAUUGAAUGCAAGUUUCUGGGUAACGUAACUAAAUAUUUUCUGUCAUGUCUGCAAACUAAAACGUCAGCUGUGCCUCCUCCUGCAGAUUUGUAAUCAUUAGAUUGUAAUGUUUCUGAGAUGAAUGAAAAUUGAAUGUCUUUAGUCAAAUUACAGAAUAUU
Molecule: messenger RNA, 967 nt
Organism: Thalassophryne amazonica
Lineage: Eukaryota; Metazoa; Chordata; Actinopteri; Batrachoidiformes; Batrachoididae
Product: migration and invasion enhancer 1-like
Exons: 4
Biological process (GO): negative regulation of apoptotic process; positive regulation of filopodium assembly
Source: RefSeq, a predicted model, not a curated record